Gracilinanus agilis (Agile Gracile Mouse Opossum) is the source of this 564-nucleotide messenger RNA. RefSeq names its product cilia and flagella associated protein 107 (gene CFAP107). NCBI's taxonomy places the organism in Eukaryota, Metazoa, Chordata, Mammalia, Didelphimorphia, Didelphidae. The coding region runs from base 1 to 564 and encodes 187 amino acids. The transcript has 4 exons. The record is from RefSeq and is a predicted model, not a curated record.
AUGUUUCCGGGGUGCCCACAGCCAUGGUCUAAUCCGAGUUGGAGGAUUGAACCAAAGUAUUCAACCAGAGUGCUCAUUGGGAACUGGGCAGAAGAGAGAAGAAAGUUCAUCAAAACUUCAGAACCAAGUUUCCUGAGCACCUUCCAAAAGGACUUUGUCCCAUUCCCAGGUCACAAAGCAGAUACUAUAACAAGAUCAUAUUAUAUGAGAAGAACUGAGGGCCUGCCGUAUAAGCAUCUGAUGACCCACCAUGAGGAACGCAAACAUCGGAAUUUGAUCAGCUCCUAUGAUGACCAUUUCAGCAGGCAUGGCUACAAUCCUGCCUUGCCACCACUCCGUAGCUGGAAUGGGCAGAAACUGGUGUGGCUGCCAGAGAAGUCGGACUUUCCCCUUCUUGCUCCCCCCACCAACUAUGGCCUCUUUGAGAGUCUCAUGAAGAAAUGGCAUGAACCCAAGACUGAGUGGAUAAAUAGUGUUUACACCACGUCUUAUGUAAGACACCCUGUAUCUACUCGGUCCCGGCAUGAGCAAGCAAUCUCAGUUCCUCCUUCCCACCUACAGUGA